Messenger RNA from Tetrahymena thermophila SB210, 2784 nucleotides. RefSeq lists its product as hypothetical. The record is from RefSeq and is a predicted model, not a curated record. The transcript has a single exon. NCBI's taxonomy places the organism in Eukaryota, Ciliophora, Oligohymenophorea, Hymenostomatida, Tetrahymenidae.
AUGGAAUAGUAAAAUCUUCUUUUAUCACCUUAAGUUAAGAGAGGCAGAGUUAAUAAUUCUGAUUUGAGUGACUGCAAAGACGAAUUGGCCUCAAACAAGUCUUCACCUGGAAAAAUAUAAUCUAGCCAAAAAGAAAUAGAUGAAUUUUUUGAAAAUUUCUAGCAAUAAAUUUAGGUCAGAUUCUUAAAUUUUGAUGAAAAUGCGCAAGAUUGCGAUUUACAAGUAAAAAAGUGUUUAAAUAAAAUAUUUGAAACUGAGGUUGUUAAAGAAAAAAAGUAAAUUUAAACUUUUAGUGCAAGACCUCCAUCAACCCAAAAGAAAAACAAGAUCAUUUUUUUAAAUCCAUUUGAAGGGAAUGAUAAUUAUUGUGAAUAAAUAGGCGACUAAGAAUAUGCAAACACAUAAAAAAACACUGAACCAAGUCUUUAAAACAAUCAAAAGUAAACUACAAAAACUAGCGAUUUUUUGGAAACAGCUAAUUUGACUAACUACAACUAAGCUAACCAAUACUCAAAAUUAAAUAAUAAUGAAGGGUAAACGAAUAAAACAAAUUCAAUUUUUCCAAAUAUUUAAACUUAAAUAAGAAUUUACAACGCUGAAAUGCCUAUAAAUAGCAUAUCAGGCAUUAACAGCAGAUUUAGAGCUCAUUCUAUUAAUGAUUCAGUAAGUGAUAAUUUGCAUAAAUAGUUUGUUUAGUAAAGAAACAAUUGCAAUUAAGGGGACAACAUCUUUACAAUAAGAGAUCAUAAAUUUGAAAGGUAAAGGAUACUCAGUAAUGAAACUCGUAAUAAUAAAAAUAACCUAAAUCAUUAGCAAAUAGGUAUUAUUAAGCAUCCUUAUCUAAAUUAAAUAAAUAAUAAGGCAAUUAAUCAAAAUUUGCAAUAGUAAAACUUCUUGCAAAGCCUUAGAAAUGCAUUUAGAGUGACUUUUAAUAAUCCUAAUUCAGCUUAAGUGAAUGAAAACAUAAAAAAUAACUUAAAAAGCAAUGAAUAAGAUGAUAAAGAGAAAUAGAACAUAGAAACUAACUAUAAAGAAGCUGAAAUAUUUGAUUCAUAAGAAGGAAAUUUGAAAGAUUUUUAAUUUAAGACAUCUUUUAUGCCCUUUACUAAAAAUAAUAAUAACAACAACAAUAAUAAUAAUAAUAAUAAUGUUAAAGUUUUUAAAAGGAAAGAUAGAAACUUUAAACCUGUAUAAAUAGAAAAAAAUAAACCUAAAUUAAGUAAUAAUUCCUUUACAUUAAAAAUAGAAGAAGAAUCCUCAAACAAUUUAUAUCAUAAACAUAUUUAACCUGAAGAUCAACUCUUAAAAAAAUGCAAUCAAUAAAAUCAAGAAUUAUUCCAAAAUGAUUUUCAUACAACUGAAAAUUCUUAAUAUUUAAUUAAAUAAAUAUAAGAAUUAAAUAUGAAUAAAUUUAUUGAUUAGUAUCAAACAAAUUGUCUAAAUACACUAGUAGAUACUUUAGACCUACAAUAAAAAGCUACUAUGGUAGUAGCAGAUUCAAAUAUUUCUUAAAAAUCUUCUACAAAUAUUUAGAAUAGGGAUAGAAAUGUUUAGACUUAAUACACUUAAAUAAAUGAAGAAACAUCUAUGCUUGAAUUAAAAGAAAAUGCUGUAUCUGAUAAACCAAAGAAGAAAGUUAUCAAAAUAUCUAAAGAGAGUGUUUUUUGUAAAAUAAUUUAAGAACAAAAAGAAUAAUAAUUCUAAAAGAAAGACUCUAAUACAUAAAUAAUGAUAGCUACUAAGUAACGCGUGGAUCCAACUACUAAAUAGAUGUCAUAGGACUUUUAAGAAACAAAAUUUCUACAAUUCAAUAAUAAAAAUAAUAAUAAUUUCUAAAUAUACUAAGAUCAGAAUUUAUUAGAAAAGUAUGCAGAGGAAAACCAAAAUUAACAUUAAAAAGUUAAAAUGUUCAAAUUUAACAAAAAAAUAUCAAAUAAAACAGAAAAUGCUAUUGAAAAAUAAUCAAAUAAUUUAAAUAACUAAAUGAUUUUAGAUAAAGAAAAUGUAAGUGAAAAUAUUUUAAAUAAUAUAUUGCAAGCAGAAAACAAUAACUAAAAUCAAACAAACCAGUAAUAAAGUUAACAAAAAUUAAGCAGAGUUUUUAGCAGAAACAAAACUUUCCACCACAAAAAUAGAUCUUUAAACAAUGAAGCCAGUAAAACUCAAAAUUAAUAAAAUAACUAAGACAUUGAGGAAGCCUUAUAAAGUAGUUAAUUCUAAUAUGAUAUUUAGCCAUCAGUAUAUUCUCCAUCUAUAUUAAAUAAAAAAAUAAACUAAUAAAACUGUUUUGCAAAUGAAAAUAAAAAAUAUGACAUUGAUGAAAUAAAAAAUAGUAUAUUUUUAAAAAAAUCUACCUCUUCAUUUGAUACAGGAAAUACAUUUUUCAAAAACCAUUUGAACUAGUAAAUAACUUAAAAUGACUAAUAAACCUAGAAUAAUAUUUAAAAAAAUAGAUAAACAUUUAAAUCACUAUAUAACCCUAGUAAUUAGCAAGUUUAGCAAUAAAUGAUAUCACAAAAUAUAGAUAAAUAUCUAGACCCUGAAUAAAAUUAAACUUUAAAAGAUUAAGCUAUCUUUUUUAAAAAUAAAUGUGCAGCAGUCAAUUCAAACCCUUAUGAACCUUCAUUUUAAAAUGGCAAUAAAAAAUCUACUAUUUAACCAUAUAAUUCCAGUUAAAAAGCUUUAAAUUGCUCUAAAAAGUUCUUCGGGAUUAAUAAUCAAAUUGAAAAUAUGUUUAUCCAAAAUAUAGAAGAAUUCAAAGAGAAAGUUGUUAGAAACUAAUGA